CGAAAACUAAUCUCCAUAAUGUAUCUUCUUGCAUAUCUGUACUAAAUAUUAGAGCAUACCUAAGUAGAGGAGAUUAAAAUUGAUCCCGCUGAAAAGAAAUUCGUGCCCAUGGAGAGUAAAGAAAGCGAAGCGAAGAGUUCGUUUAGAGCAUUGAAACUUGUCGUUUUCGGAGCUAGCGGGAACACAGGCAUAGCGCUUGUAAAGCAAGGAUUGGAUCUUGGCCAUGAAAUCACUGCCAUCUUACGUUCCCCUGAGAAAUUUUUAAUAAAGCAUGAAAACUUAAAGACUGUGAAAGGAGAUGCUUACAAAUUAGAGAGUUUCGUCAAUGAGAUUGCCGAGAAAGAUGCUGUCAUGUCGUGUCUCGGCUCAAAUGCUCGCGGUAUUGGUCAAACUACCACGAUAUACUCUGAAACCGUCAAGAUUAUCUUUGAAGCCAUGAAAAGACACUCCGUGAAACGUUUCGUUGCUGUUACAAGUUGGUGCGGUAAGAAAACUCCUCAGAAUCCCUGGUUUUUCGAAUGGAUUAUCCGUCCUCUGUACAUUGGCGGUGCUCUCAGCGACAUUGCGAUAAUGGAGGACUAUGUUGAGAACACGGAUGAAGGCGAUAUGAACUACACAAUCGUCAGACCGCCCAGGUUAACUAACGCUGUUGGUACUCGUAAUUUUCGAGUGGAAGAAGGUCUUUUCAACACCGGUGCAGGCAUCACGGCAAACAUACCUCGUGAAGAUGUUGCUCAUUUCAUGCUCGCUGUUUUGCAAACCGACGAAUAUGAUCGAAAAAUGAUAGCCAUCCAGGCAUCCAACUGUUGUGAACGAAAGAAGACGGGUAUAAAUAUCAACAAUGAAGAUCACUUCUAUAGUUUUUCUUUUGGUUUGCUUUGCACUGUUGCAUACGCAGCCGCAAGUGAAGAUGAAGAAAACGAUGAAGAUGGAAUUUUGAACGGUAUUAGCAGUUUUUCCAAUUCGAUUAUUUUAAAGACCGCGAAGCUCAUCUAUUGCAUACUUUGUCCACUUCCUACUGUUCGCUAACUCAUGGUCUUGAUUAAAAACGAAAGUGGUUUUGUUUAGAAAUCGAUGAU
Xenia sp. Carnegie-2017 is the source of this 1079-nucleotide messenger RNA. RefSeq names its product flavin reductase (NADPH)-like. Bases 109 to 1029 code for a protein of 306 amino acids. The record is from RefSeq and is a predicted model, not a curated record. The transcript is spliced from 5 exons. Lineage: Eukaryota; Metazoa; Cnidaria; Anthozoa; Malacalcyonacea; Xeniidae.